CACUAAUUCAGCUAUGAGAAUUUGGUUUAGCUCUUUCUUUAUUGUGCUUCUAUAGAAGAUUUUGGUAGUAGGACUCUAGAGACUGUUCUGUAUCACAGUAUGUUGAAGUAAAUGCUUUUGGGUGGGUUUAUAAAACCAGCUGCUUUUUUCAGUAUGAACAGUAAUUGUGCUUGAGUUUUGCAAUGGUUUUAAUUGUCAAAAGCAAAAAAAAAAAAAUAAAUUAAAAAAAUGAGGUAGUUAUGUUAGUCUGAUCAGAACCAGCUCUUACCAGCUGCUCAGGAACUGCAGACUGCUUUGCGAGGACCUCCCCUCUGCCGUUUGUCAGAGGAGACUUUUGAGAAAUAAGCAGUGAAAUUAAAAUUAUCUUCUGAGCCUAAGCAACAGGGAGCUUAAAGGAUAAACUAUCAUUAUGGAGAGUAGAGGGGUCUAGCAGAUAUCUGACUGGGCCUUUGAGCUCGAGAGCAGUUAGCACUUCCACUCCAGGCUGGUGGUGACUGAGUCAUGAUCAACUGUUGGGGUGGCUGUUGUGAAAUGAAUCAGUGGUAGCCGCGUUACACAAUCCAUUCCAGCAAGACAUGGAGCCUGGAAGAAGCUACUCCUUCGGGAUGAAUAAGAGUUUGGAAUGAUUGGAGAUCCUUUUCUUACAGAGCAGAGCCACUGCUUUAAAACAUUUAGACCGGUAAAGAGGCUGAGGGGCAGAGGAUUUGUAGUAUAGCAUUAAAAAAGCUGGGAAACAGUCGUAAGAUUUUAAGAAUAGCAGAUGUCAGCUACCUGCUGCUCCUGAAGAACAAGCAGAAAAUCAUCCUUUAGUGAUGGUGGAAGGGAUGGGCAUGUAGUGGCCUUCCUCAUCAUACACAGGGCAGGCUUUCAAGCCUGAGUAUGCGUCUGCAGAUGGUGCCAGGUUAGGUUAAGCUUCUCGCAAGGACUGUGAGUGUCGACAGAUGCCUCGCACAGUUCAUAUCACCGAACCAUGGGUUUUUGCUGGAUAGGCCCUGUUGGUAUGCAGAGAGCAUCCAUUGUAUGCUGGGAUUGCCAUACCACACCUUUCACCAGUCCUGUAUCAUAAAUAUGUCAAUACAGUAAAAAUGGGUAGAGAGUUGGCUUACGGUUCUCUGACGCUGAUCCGUUUCCAAGGUAACGCAAAGUGUGAUAAGGGCUGACAAAGCAAAACCAUUAAAUACUCUUAUCAGCACCAGAAGCAGGACAGCCCAACCGCCAGUUACAGGACAAAUGUGGAUCAAGGGGGUCUGUUUCUAAACCAGCUUUUCCUGUACCAGUUAUUUAGAUUCUCUGGACAGUUACUGGCAAGAGAUGUCAGUGUUUUAACUGUUGCAAGUUGAGUUUUUUGGCCAUUAUUCAGCACAGUUCUUCUAUAAUGCUCCAUGGGUUUCACCAAGAGCAAGACUGCAUAAUACCUAGCUGGGAGGCAUAUAGAGAAGACUCACACGUUUGCAUGAUGGUGUUUGUGAAAAAUGUGUGUUUCUUCCUCUGAAUGCUCUGGUUCAGAAGCUUGAGAUAGCAAAAAUAGAAUUUUCACAAUUAAUAUUUGUAGCAUUGCCUUUUAGAGACUGGUGGCACUAAAGCAGCCCCAGAGCAUUCCCUUGCUUGCUCAGAAUCAUGGAAAACUCCAUGUUUUGAAGGAGGCUAGAUGAGAUGUGGAAGGCAGAAGAGAUUCUGUUGUUUAAGUAUCCUGUUAUUGGGCUUGAAAAUAGUCCAGCGGUGUUGUGGCAUUUUUGGAGUGCAACUGUUUCACUCAGCGGUGUUUGGGGGGGGGCAUAUUAUGCAGUGAUGUUCCACCCCUGUGUUUCUGCAAUAGGGGAUAUUAGUUCUUUUGUUUAAGAGAGUUACUUCAUAACUUUUAUAGCUUUAAAAUCUGUGUGGUUAACGUGCUUCAGGCUGUAUGAGUUCAGAAUUCUUUCUAACUGGAAACGAAGAGAAAGCAGAGAGGAGGAAGAAGAGGAACUUACUAUGUGUGUGUAUUCUUCAGAACUGACUCUUUUCGGUUUUCCUUCUGUACAGUUGAACAGGCAAAAUGGACUUCUCCAAGCUACCCAAAAUCCGUGAUGAGGACAGAGAAGCUUUUGUUGGCUAUGUCCAUGGAGUCUCGGGACCUGUGGUCACGGCGUGCAACAUGGCGGGUGCUGCUAUGUACGAGCUGGUACGAGUGGGCCACAGUGAACUGGUGGGGGAGAUUAUCCGACUGGAAGGUGAUUUGGCAACUGUCCAGGUGUAUGAAGAAACAUCUGGCGUCUCUGUAGGAGAUCCUGUACUCCGUACUGGCAAACCCCUGUCAGUGGAACUAGGACCUGGCAUUAUGGGAGCUAUUUUUGAUGGUAUCCAGAGGCCUCUCUCAGACAUCAGCACUCUGACCAAAAGUAUCUAUAUCCCUAGAGGUGUCAAUGUGUCAGCUUUGAGCCGAGACAUCAAAUGGGACUUCACGCCUUCCAAAAAUCUGCGGGUUGGCAGCCACAUCACUGGUGGAGAUAUUUAUGGUGUGGUGAAUGAAAACUCUCUUAUCAAACACAAAAUCAUGCUGCCCCCACGGAACAGGGGUACAGUUACAUACAUUGCUCCACCGGGAAACUAUGACACUUCAGAUGUUGUCUUAGAGCUGGAGUUUGAAGGUGUGAAGGAGAAGUUCACUAUGGUCCAGGUCUGGCCUGUACGUCAAGUCCGUCCUGUAACUGAGAAGUUGCCAGCCAAUCAUCCUUUAUUAACUGGCCAGCGGGUCCUGGAUGCCCUCUUCCCGUGUGUACAAGGGGGUACAACAGCGAUUCCCGGGGCGUUUGGUUGUGGGAAGACUGUGAUCUCACAGUCUCUCUCGAAGUACUCCAACAGUGAUGUCAUCAUUUAUGUAGGCUGUGGAGAACGAGGAAAUGAAAUGUCUGAAGUACUGAGAGAUUUCCCGGAGUUAACAAUGGAAGUUGAUGGCAAGGUAGAAAGCAUCAUGAAGAGAACAGCUCUGGUAGCAAAUACCUCCAACAUGCCUGUGGCUGCCAGAGAAGCCUCUAUCUAUACUGGAAUCACCCUGUCUGAGUAUUUCCGGGACAUGGGCUACCAUGUCAGUAUGAUGGCAGACUCUACUUCCCGAUGGGCUGAGGCCCUCAGAGAAAUUUCAGGGCGACUGGCUGAAAUGCCAGCUGACAGUGGUUAUCCAGCCUACCUUGGUGCCCGCCUAGCCUCUUUCUAUGAGCGAGCUGGCAGAGUGAAGUGUCUGGGAAAUCCUGAAAGGGAAGGCAGCGUCAGCAUUGUUGGAGCUGUCUCUCCCCCAGGUGGUGACUUCUCUGAUCCUGUCACAUCUGCUACUCUGGGCAUCGUUCAGGUUUUCUGGGGCCUGGAUAAGAAGCUGGCGCAACGCAAGCACUUCCCCUCUGUCAACUGGCUGAUCAGUUACAGCAAAUACACGCGUGCCCUGGAUGAGUACUACGACAAGCAUUUUACAGAGUUUGUCCCUCUCAGGACAAAGGCCAAAGAGAUCCUGCAGGAGGAAGAGGACCUUGCAGAGAUUGUGCAGCUUGUGGGGAAGGCUUCCUUGGCAGAAACAGAUAAAAUUACCUUGGAGGUUGCCAAGCUGAUAAAAGACGACUUCUUGCAACAGAAUGGUUAUACGCCUUACGACAGGUUCUGCCCUUUCUAUAAAACAGUGGGAAUGCUUUCCAAUAUGAUUGCAUUUUAUGACAUGGCACGCCGUGCCGUAGAAACCACAGCCCAGAGCGACAACAAGAUCACGUGGUCCAUCAUCCGAGAGAACAUGAGCGAAAUCCUCUACAGACUUACCUCCAUGAAAUUCAAGGACCCCGUCAAGGACGGUGAAACAAAAAUCAAGGCGGACUAUGCUCAGCUGUUUGAGGACAUGCAGAACGCAUUUCGCAGUCUGGAAGACUAGACUCUGCCUCUGUGACCGCUCCAGUUUGUCCUCUCAAUUCCUCAUCUCAACUCCUCUGCUUCCCUACCUUACAAGAAUGAUGCAACAGUACUUGAGUUGAUAAAUAGCCCUAUGUUUUCCCUGUUCGUACCCGGAGAGCGUCCUUACAAAACAUUCCUCUUAGUUUGUGUUUGGCAUUGCUUUGUGUGUCUGAAGUGGUGAGUGAUGUGUGAGUGGGCCUGGCUGAGUGAGGAAAUGCUGUUGUACACUUCUAGGGUGGGAAAAAUUUCACCUUGCCUCUCCCAGCUCUCUUGGUCACCCAUCUUUCACCUUGGGAUGUAACCAGUUGAGCUGUACUGGCAGAGGAGGUGUAGAUCUUUAAUGCAGUCACACGGUACGUUCUGAGCUGGCAGUGGUAAGGGCAUUUACAUCUGGCACUUUGCUAAGUGACUAUCAUGACCUGGAACUCCCUGUUCUUUGAGGUUUUGACCAUAUUCUGAUGACAUGUUGAUUCAACCAAAAAUUCUUUGCUGCUCUGUCCCUUCUGCAACCCUCAGCUGAGUCUGUUGGUAUUGAAAUGUGGUAGUUCUGGAUCUCUCCAAGAAGGGACGAACUAGAAGAUGAGCACGUACAAGCAGCCAGUGUACCUUUGUACGCUGGAGAAACAGAAUUUUAUUUUCCUACUUAAUACAGAUAGGACUGCUGGACUUGGCAUCAGCUGGAAUCAAAGCCAUAGGUGCUCAGCUUCCAGCAGAAUUUUACCUUCUUGCCUCCCGCUCGCCCCAUAAAAUUUCACAACGCUCAGCUGCUUUAGUCUGUGAAGCUUGACUGCUGCUGUGUACUGCAGGACAUGCAUAGCAAGUUGCGGUGAUGCCACCUGUGUGGACCAGGCGUACAGCCCUUCCUCGGCGGUGCUCUGUCUGCCAGCGCAGUUGCCUCCUAGUGCAGUGCCCAGGUCACGCUAAGGGGAGGAAAGCACGUGCUUCACCUUCCUCCUCCACCUGUGCUCACGUGGCCCAUUCGGUGGUGGCACAGAAGGUCCCCAGUUCUCCUGUAGGAGGAACAUACGAUGCUACACUUCUGGGGGCAGGGGAUGAACGGGGGGAAGGUUGACAAGUACAGAACUUCUUUACUCCUGCCUUGUUGACUGCGACACAAGAGAAAACCAGUGACUCUGGUCUUCUGCUCUAUGCUCUAACCAGUGACUCUGGUCUUCUGCUCUGUGCUCUGGAGGCACUGUCAAGUAGCCAAAACUGCUGUGUCUUGGGCUUGCUUAUUGGCAAAACUAGUAUGGGAUGAGGAAUGAGCAUAGAGCAGCCUUUCUGUCAAAACUCCAAGAGCCCAGCACUCAUAACCACUACUGCAGUGAGAGAGAAAAAUGCUGGCACCCCCUCCCGUUUCUGCCUCUCGCUUGUGUCAGGUGGCAUCCAGCACCGCUGUUGUGCAGUGCUCCGUGCCCAGCUGGAUCCCAGCUGAUGCCUGCCGCUUUGUUACGGUCAAGUAACCCUUGUAGGUGCCACCAUGGCAGUGGCGUGGCUGUGUAAGUGUUCGUUCUGCACCGAAGUAUUUCUGCCGGCCACCAGCUUUGAACAGUAGUGAUGCAAAGGGAUCUCGCGCUACGGACCAAAUGCUGCCCGCUUCCAUUAGGGUAUCAACUCGCUGUUUGUCAGGGAGAGCCCAGCUGAAACUUAAGAGGGAUUAACUAUUUUUGGUUCUCCCAAAAGAAACUACUCCUCCAGCUGAUAUUCUGGCAGUGAAUGGUUAAGUUUACAGCUCACUAAACUUUCAGUGUAUGCUGCUUAUUUUACCAAUGAGCAUGUGUGAAUGAGUAGUCACUGUCCAAGCCCUUGCUGGAUUCCUCAUCGUUCGUACCCUUCACCACUGUACUAUGUAGCAUUUCAUGCUAGAAACCAGAUGUUCUUAUCUCUUUAAAUAGAGGAUGUUAUAAACUUUACAGAAGAUGUCUAAGAUAAUGCAGUUCUAAUAUUUAUUGUGCUGUACCUGGCCCUGAAGUGUGACCAGUUCAAACAGUUUCAUAUAUAUUUUUGUCUUUUUUUUUUUUUUUUUUUUUUUUUUGUUGUUUUGUGUCUGUUUUCAGUGUUGAGAUUCUGAUGUUCACUGUGUCCUGCAAGUCUUCCCUCCUCAGCUGUGGGAGGAAUGAAAAGAUGGGCAGAACCCCCACCACUUACUUUAUCUUGUAUAUUUCAUAACACAUGUUGCUGAAAUU
Molecule: messenger RNA, 6092 nt
Organism: Egretta garzetta (little egret)
Lineage: Eukaryota; Metazoa; Chordata; Aves; Pelecaniformes; Ardeidae
Gene: ATP6V1A
Product: ATPase H+ transporting V1 subunit A
Exons: 14
Coding region: 2033-3886 (617 amino acids)
Biological process (GO): proton transmembrane transport; ATP metabolic process
Cellular component (GO): proton-transporting V-type ATPase, V1 domain; lysosomal membrane
Molecular function (GO): proton-transporting ATPase activity, rotational mechanism; ATP hydrolysis activity; ATP binding
Source: RefSeq, a predicted model, not a curated record